ACAAGGGUUGAAACGGUUGUCUUUCUACAAAAAAAAAAAAUUUCUUUUGUAAAAAUCAAAUAUUUUCCACGCAAUGACGUCCAACAGAUUCUUGUUGACAAUCGCUUUUUUGGUUUCGAGCAGUGCUGUUACUUGUGCUAAGAAGCCAACUUGUGAAACACAAGGUUGUCCGACGGGAUUCGAGUGCCGAAAAGAAACGGUUCUUGAAACAGCCAAGUUUCCCAGAUGCCUCCCAAGUAUCCGGGACAUUCUAAGAGGACGUCUAGACGAAUAUGAAAGAGCAUGGAAUAACCGAGACUAUCAGGCCCUGGAGAAUUUCUAUACGGGAGACAGCGUCUUUGUGCCGGCUGGUGUAGACAUUCGAAGGGGUAAUGACGGCUAUGCCAACUUUAUCGAGGGACUGAUUACCGAUAAUAACUGGGGAAGUGCCAAAUGGACCAUACAAGAUGUGAUCUAUGUCACAGACGAAUUGGUCUUCACAGUUGACACCUUCGAGUGGGAAAGGCUUCCUAGUGGAAAUCCACUGUCUGGAAAAGAUAUUAUCCUUUGGAAGAUAAUAGACGGAACAUACUACAUUCAGUACGGCGUCUCUAAUUUACCUGGAGCGUAACCAACCUGGGCAGUUGUAAUUGUACUUCGCC
Molecule: messenger RNA, 641 nt
Organism: Liolophura sinensis
Lineage: Eukaryota; Metazoa; Mollusca; Polyplacophora; Chitonida; Chitonidae
Exons: 6
Coding region: 74-610 (178 amino acids)
Source: RefSeq, a predicted model, not a curated record